CUAUGUUUACUAAAACAGUUAUAGAGUACUGCAUAAACCCCAUUUAUGAGUGAAGUGUGAACCUAAGUGAACUGUGUCCUAGUUAAAUGUGUGUUUCUACACCACAUUUAUUUUUUACUCACACAUUAACAAUGACAUCGGUGAAGAUAAUAGUGUUAAGAGAAAACUUUAAUUAAUUGUGAGAAGACAUUGACUUUUUAUCCAAUGUGGAGGAUUACAACAAGUUAUUGUUAACAAAGGAAGUCAAUCUAUAUAUCUAACAUUAUGUUUACGGAUUACAAUGGGCAUGGACACGGUCCUAUUCAUCACGGCCACCCUGGACACCAUCCAGGCCAUCAUCACAUGGCGGGGUACGGACCACCACCCCCUCCCCCUCCUCAUCAUCACCAGGCCCAGUAUUCUCAGUAUAUGAGACCGAGGGUUGAUCAAACAAGCGAUGUUUUUACUUGUUUGUUCGGUGACUUGUUUGUAAAGUGUUUUGAAGACUCAAAUAGCAAUGGGGUGCCCUCCAUGGCCAAUGUCUACCGUCCAAUGGAUAUAUCACCAGACAUGGGUUCACAGAAGUCAAGAAAGAACAAAGAGGACAAGUACUGUGGCGUGUGUGGAGACAAAGCCCUGGGUUACAACUUUGACGCCAUAUCAUGUGAAUCCUGUAAAGCUUUCUUCAGAAGAAAUGCUCCUAAGGGUUUGGAUUACUUUAAAUGUCCAUAUGAAGAGAAAUGUAAAAUGGAUGUGUCAAACAGACGAUUCUGUAAAAGAUGCCGAUUGAGAAAGUGCUUUGAAAUUGGUAUGAGAAAAGAGUACAUAUUAACAGAAGAAGAAAAAAUUAGGAAGAGACAAAGAAUUGAAGAGAAUAGGUACAAUCAGAAAUUAAAAAUGAGGGAUGAUACAUCACAAGUUAGCCCUCAGUCUGGUGUUGUCAGCUCUACGCAGUUUAAAAUGAGGUCACUGGAACCUGAAGAGGAAUAUCUGAUUGGUGAGGUUGUAUCUGCAUACAGACAGUCCCUGGAAGUAUGUAUGGAACCCCCAGUAAGGAAAGAGGGACCAUCAUUUGGAGACCUAGUUAAUAUUGCCGAGCUGAGCGUACGUCGAGUAAUAGACAUGGCCAAGAAGAUAAAGUCAUUCAAGGCCUUGUCCCAGCUAGAUCAGAUCAGCUUACUAAAAGGUGGUAGUAUUGAACUACUGAUCUUACGCUCGGUAAUAACAUUUGAUAAGGAAAAACAGCAAUGGCUUGACCCACUGGAUAACUCCGAUCAUGCUAUGACCACAGAGCAGAUGAGGUUAGCUGAAGGUCCCAACUUGUUCGAGGAGCACAUGAAAUUCACAAAGCAACUUGCCAUAGACUUGAAAGCAGAUGAAACAAUGCUAAUGCUGCUUCUAGUUAUUUCGUUAUUCUCACCCGAUCGGCCAAAUGUUACAGACAAGUCAUACAUUUCACAAGAACAGGAUAAAUAUGCUCUGUUACUGUUACGCUACCUAGAAUCUAGGUAUCCCCCUCAUUUUGUACGCAGUAUUUAUCCCAAGCUGCUGAUGAAAUUGACAGACAUUAGGAAUUUGAAUGAAGAGCACUCGCAUGUGCUUCUGAAAGUAAAUCCAGAAGUUAUACAGCCACUUAUGAAAGAAGUCUUAGAUCUUAACUUAAAUCCAAAUGAGUUGCCACAAAAAUCUUGAUAUGCCACAUUUUAGUCAAUGAAAUUGACAUUGUUCUCUAUGUGUUGCAUGAGUUACUCCUAUCUAGGAGAACUAAAAAUAUGUGUCGAGUGACAUGCUGCCACUCAAGUGAAGACUAUUUGUCACUUGUAGUUAACUAACUGUUGUGUUGAUACAGAGAAGUGAUGAAAAAUGAGUAUAAAUUUUUAAAAGUUGUAAUAAUAUCAAUUUUUUACGAGAAAUAUCGAGAAUUCAGGUAGUACAAGAAGAGAGGAAAAUUCAAAUUAUAACGAAGAAUAAUUGUUAAUUUAUAUACCGGUGCAUGUUAAUAACAAAUUUCGUAAAUUGAUGUUAAUUAGUUGAAUAAAUAUUUGAGUUAUUUAGGUGUUGAAAACUGCAAACGUAAAAAACAUAAUAUACAGGAAAACUGAAGAAAGAAAGAUAUUAAAUCCAUAUGUUCAAAUUAUUUUUAAAUAGAAGCUAAUACAGAUCAGUCCGGAUUCAAUUAUCGGUCAGUCACGUAAGUCCAUGGACAUAUGCAAUAUUUGAAAUCAAAACUUGUAAACAAAAAUCAAAUUUGAGGUCACAAGCAACUCAAGAAUAGUUUUGAAAAUAAACAUGAAUUUUCUAAAUUUCCAAGAUAUAAUUUCCUCAGAUAUUCUAGAAUUCCUUCUCUGAAAUGGUCUAGUUAAAGAACGUUGGUGCCUUUUCUGUUUGAAUAAUUCAUCGAGCAAUACAUUGUGAUAAGUGAGCUAAUUAUAGCUUUCUACAUUGUAUGAGCUGAUAUGUCUCUUUUCAUUGGUCUUCGGUUCAGAUAUUAAUCCCAAGAUUUCUGUCAUCUAAGGUGACAUUAAAAUAUAUUUCUUUAUUUCAUUUUGUAGAUACACAAAUAUAUAUAUUGUAUAUAACUAUAUAUCAGAUUGUCAUUUUGUAGUAGGGCAGGGAAGAGGUCGCAAUGUGAUUGCUUUUGACAGGGGUGUGUCAGGGAGGUUGUAUUUAUUUCUGCAUCCAAGAGUGCAUAUCUUUUUUUUAAAAGGAAUUUAAAUAAAUUGACAAAAAUAUAAUAUUGUGUCUUUGUGAAAUUAAGAAUAUUAUUAAUAUAAGUUCUUUGAGUGUAAUACAAGUAUUUUUUAUUAACCAUUUGUUUUGCAGUCAUUUGUUUAAUCUUACAAAGUAAAAGGUGUUUAUAUCAAGAGUAUGUCAUAAGAGUGAAGCUUUUAACUUUCGAGAAAACUGAAAUUUCGCUUUCAUUUCUUUUAAAAGUUUCACAUCAUAGUGAAUAUUCUAAAAAAGUAAUCUUUUAUCUUUUUGACUUGGAUUUUUUGUUCUUUUCGGCUGUUGCAAUAACAUUUGUGUCAGGUGUAUAAUUUAACAGAUUUAGUUUCAUCUUUGUAAAAAUGUCUUUUCUUUCUCAUCAAUGAGACAAUACUAGAAUUGAAAGAAAAUUGUAGCAGCCAUAUUGUUUUGUCUAUUUAUAACUUCCCUGUUUGAAUUUUAUUUUUGUUUCUUUUUAAAUGUUAAAGAUUUUAAGAAUGACUGUAAAACAGAUAUUAAUCUAUGACUAACUAUUUCGUGUAACUUUAGUGCUAUAUUUGUUUCUAUGUGAUUGUUUUUGUGAUAGUUAAUAUUUUUUAACACAAAAGAUGGAAUGUAGAAUUGAAUAGUGAAUACCUACAUAUAGAGACGAAAUACUCUAUAAUUGAUAUGUAUGCCAAAAGAUUGGCUACAUUGUUUCUUGGCCGUGUACUUGACCACAUUCUGUCUUGCCAAUGAUUUUGGAAGGGCAACCUGUAUGAAUUCUGACUUUAUGUAUGAGUGAUCUUUCGCUGUAUUAAUUAACUCACAUGUAAUACAGAAAUUUGUAAAAAUAUUUUUUCAACUCCACAAAAUGUUUUAAAACUAAAUUAAAAGUGAAAGAAAAGGUUUUCAAACAUUGCUUUUUUACACUUUUGAUAAAAAAAUUUAAGAUGCAUUGUUUCUAACUUUUCUUUCUUGAACAGGUUAAUUGUCCUUGGUUGUAGAUUAUAAGAUAACACAUCAGAAAUAUUAACUGAAAUUAUUUGAUUUUUUGGGACUAGAAGUUUUGACCAGUUAUAAUUUUAAACAAGCUUAUAUAUACAUAGAGGUUGGUUUCAGAAAGUAUGUACUGUACCAUAAAACAAUAAUGUCAGUGCUAUGUGAUUUUGAAGUGCUAGAUUAUUACUUUGUGUUAAGUAUUUUGUUAAUGUCUUUAAAACAAAAGUGCAGCUUUUAAAUUGUAAUAUAUUCAGGUGGUAUGUAAUUUGACUUAUUAUUUUCACCUGGAUCUCAAUAACAUUUUUGAUUUUAGAAAGAAAGAAUUUAUUUUUAACUCUCUAUUUUUAUAAAUAGAAUAACUUUUUUUGUUUCUCAAAUCUUUUACUAUCUAUAUAUUGUCAGAUUCUAUUUCUUUAAAACAUAUUUUAACAAUACAUGGAAACAGUCUAACAUCUUUUUAACUAAUAUCAAUAAAGAUGUGUCUUAGCUCAUCAUGAAAACAAAUCAUACUUUUAAUAUUGUUUUUAAGAUUGCUUUAUCUUUUUCUAUAAUCUUGGAAAAUUUUGAAAAAAAAAUUACAUUUGUUGAUAUUGUUUCUGUAUAAAUUGUUAAUGAUAUAAAAAUGUUGACUAACUGUUGUCAUAUGUACAUUGAUCACAUUGGUGUAAAUGUAAAGAUUUGAUUGGUCAGUAUUGAAUAUUGACAACUUUACCUCAAUUGUGAUUGGUCAGAAUAAACUCAAUUUUUUUGUUGGUAAACCAUCACUCAUUAGUUUGAGUUUUGUUUUAAACCUUAAAAGAUCUUUAUGAAGUAGGAAGUUAUAUGCUGCCUCUUCCUAAAACACGUUUGAGUUGGGUCAAGAUUAACAAUUGUAAAAUACACAUCAGAAAGACAUAAGGCUCCUUAAAUUGAUCUCAGCCACUUUUGUCUUAUUGUGAUCAAGUCCUGUGCCAUAUAUAUUUGUUAUUAUGUUUUCUUUCAUUUGUUAAUGGAGUAGAUUUAGUCUCGCCCCAACUCUUAUAGAAAAAAAUGGAUAUUCUAUUCUUUAGUUUUUUCUCUCUGUUAAAAAUAUAUAUAAGUAAAAAGACUUGAGUUUUGUCAAAAUUGUGAAGAUAGUUUGAAAGAGGGAUGAAAUUCUAACAUAAUGAUAAUAUUAUGGGUAAUAAUCAAAACCUUUUUGGGAAAAUUACAUUUUUUUUUAUAACAAGAAAUAUUACUUUUAUCUUUUUCUGAAGAAUAGGCUAAAAUAGGAGAGAUAUAGAAAUUUGGAGCAUUGCAUUAAGUAGCAAAGUUUUGAAAGAUCUUUUAAGGUUUAUAACAUUUACUAGUCAGCUUAGAUGUAUUAUAUUUCAGUUUACUGACUAGUUUUCAAGGGCAGAUAAUAAAUGGCUCGACGGUGGACUGGUUUCCAGUCUGGUUGCUAUAUAUGCGCGGUAGAUAUUUUUGCUAUGAGAUCCCAGAUCAUUUAUAUGUAGCCUGGUCAAUAAACAAUUUAUGUCCUGUUA
Mytilus trossulus (common blue mussel) is the source of this 5171-nucleotide messenger RNA. RefSeq names its product nuclear hormone receptor HR96-like. Gene Ontology annotation, molecular function: nuclear receptor activity; zinc ion binding; RNA polymerase II cis-regulatory region sequence-specific DNA binding. Gene Ontology annotation, biological process: cell differentiation; positive regulation of transcription by RNA polymerase II; negative regulation of transcription by RNA polymerase II. Bases 265 to 1671 code for a protein of 468 amino acids. The record is from RefSeq and is a predicted model, not a curated record. The transcript is spliced from 4 exons. NCBI's taxonomy places the organism in Eukaryota, Metazoa, Mollusca, Bivalvia, Mytilida, Mytilidae.